This is a messenger RNA of Orbicella faveolata, 7168 nucleotides long. Its product is annotated as transient receptor potential cation channel subfamily A member 1-like. Gene Ontology annotation, cellular component: membrane; transmembrane transporter complex. NCBI's taxonomy places the organism in Eukaryota, Metazoa, Cnidaria, Anthozoa, Scleractinia, Merulinidae. Gene Ontology annotation, biological process: monoatomic ion transmembrane transport. The record is from RefSeq and is a predicted model, not a curated record. Gene Ontology annotation, molecular function: monoatomic ion channel activity; protein binding.
UCGAGAUUACAAAACGCCGCGGGACACCUCUGACCGAAAAGGGUUAUUAUCAUAAUGUUAAUUACGAUAAGAAUGUUGAUUAGUAGAACUACACAAUGAGACCGACUAUUUGUGUUCAAGCUAGUGCUCGUGAACGCAGAAUAAUUAAGUACCAAACUUGUUGACAGUGUUCCCAGCAACCCUGGCGACAAAACUGUGGAAGAAUACUAUGUCAUAUAGAAAUAAUUAUCGCAGCAAUUACCUGCUUUCACCAAUGGAAGAAGAACCGAAUGGAAAUGCUAUCCUCGGCGGCGAAGAUCGCCAGAAAUCUUUUGUGAGCAAAGAAAGGCUAAAUUUGGAGAUGAGUGAGCUUGGAAAGCCUAUCAUUUCUCGAGCCACCGGCCUGUUCGAAGCCGUGCGCGAUGGAGUAGUAGACCUUGUUAACGAACAACUCGGGAAACUGAAGAAAAAUUCCAAAGGUAUCGACAAGUUGGAUCAGUCCGGACUCGCUCUGCUUCAUCAAGCGGCGCGUUACGAUCGAACCAACGUUGCCAGAUCUUUGUUAGAUCAUGGCGCACGAAUCGACGUGCGAUCGAGAGAAGACAAUCUCACUCCGCUACACAUCGCAGCAAGAUUCAACUGCGUCGAGACUACCAAGUUACUGAUCCAGAGGGGUGCAAACCCUGCUUUAGCGUCAACCAAUGGUAGCACGGCAUUACACUUUGCCGCCCGCCGUGGGAAUGAGCAAGUGGCGGAGCUUCUUGUACAUCAUGCCAAAGUUGACGUCAAUUCGAAGGACUCUGUCCACAUGACCGCACUUCAUCUGGCCUGUGUCAGUGGAAAUGUCGCCAUUUCAAGAAUGCUUCUUGAACAAGGAGCGGACAUAAGAGCUAAAUCCACAGAGCUUAUGACUCCUCUGCAUACUGCUGUAUACCACGGGAACAGUGAAGUCGCUGCUCUGAUUUUACGAGCAGCAACUGAGGCAAAGCAGGAUAUUAAAACUCUCGUGGAAGAUCGGAAUGUGGAUGACAACACAGUUCUUCAUCUGGCAGCGGGAACAAACGAUCUAAACACCGCACAAGUGUGUCUUGGGAACGGCGCGGACAUAAACGCCCUUAAAACAAAUAACGAGACGCCACUGUACGUGGCAGCAGUGAAAGGAAACUUGCAGAUGGUAGAGUUAUUGGUCCAGAAAGGAGCUGAUAUAAACGUCAAGAAUGCAGACUCUAAAUCUGUUCUUCACAGGGCAGCUGUAUUUAACCGGCUUGACCUCAUUUCGUUUCUCCUUGACCAUGGCGUGCCCAUCGACACACGUGAUGCACAGAGUAGCACACCUUUCCUGGACGCUGUAGCCGCUGGCCAGACCAAAUGUGCUCGACUUCUCCUCCAUAGAGGAGCUGACAUCAAAGCGAGUGAUAUUUUCAUGAAGAACUGCAUUCACAUGGCGGUUGAAAAUGAAAAUCUGGAGACAUUACAAAUGCUCCUAGAGGAAAGGUCUGUUCUAUGGAACCUUUAUAGACCGGAUGUACACGAAAGAGUUCCUUUGCAUUAUGCUGCUAUGGUGAAAGAUAUUAGGAUAAUGGAUGCACUAUUGGACAAACAAACGCGAUUCACUUUCCACGAUGAGACACAACAAACUCCUCUGCAUCUUGCUGCCCAGUAUGGAAUGUACGAACAGGUGGAAGCACUGGCACGACAAGUGGCCUCUGGACUGAAUGAACGAGAUGAGCAAGGACGGACACCACUUCAUAAUGCAGUCAUUAAUGGACACAGGAAAGUAUGUUACACUUUAUUGAAACUUGGAGCUGAUGCAAGCAGCAGAGACAGCAACCGCUGGACACCGUUAAUGUGGGCAUCAAAGCUAGGGUGGGGAAAGUCUUGUCAAGCAUUGUUGGACAUGCAAGCAUCACCAGAUGACGUCAACAUGGACGGAGAUACUGCCUUGCACAUUGCCUGUAGGCAAGGUCACGUAGCCAUUGUCAACUUACUGCUGGAAAAUGGCGCAAGUUUAAAUGUUUGCAACACGCAGAGUUUAACCUGUCUAGAGGCUGCAGUUCGGGCGGGGAAUAGCGAGGUAGCCAUGGCUAUGGUCAAGCAUCAAAGAUGGCCUGAAAUAAUGGAACACAAGGACAUACAUGGCCACACACCUAUGAAGCUGCUAAUAGAGCACUUUCCAGAAAGCGCUGAGCUGUUGAUGGACCGCUGUGUUAAAAGAUCAGAGAUGACGAGUUCCAACGAUCCACAGUUUUCUGUUACUUACGAUUUCAGCCUUCUAGACCCAGGCCCUGACGACCCAGCUUUCGUUCAUGGAAGACGUUUCUUCGGACCAAGCACCAUGGUGAAACACGAGCGGAAAGGACUGCUGCUUCAUCCACUAACCCAGAUGUUGCUGAGUCAGAAAUGGUCGACCUUUGGACGCUUCAUUUACUACUUGAACUUUCUAUCGUAUUUGAUCUUUGUUGGUCUCUAUUCGGCUUUUAUCGUCAUUGAGAGAAAUAAGCAGAACUUUACGUCACUCGUCAAAGUGGACGGAAAAGACUGUUACUAUGAAGACUUUUCUUACUUUGACGACAAUGACACCUUUAUAGAAGAUUAUCAACUGGUAUGUGACAAAGUGUCGGAAGUUUACGAUGUCGAAACGGCAUUUAGCAAAGGGUUUUCGUAUAUAGUGUUUGGCUUCGCACUUGUCCAUCUUGUGAAGGAGAUUUUCCAAAUAUUCAUUCAACGCUUUAGGUACUUCACAGACAUCAGCAACCUGCUCGAAUGGGCGCUCUAUGGUACCGCAUUUGCCUUCAUGAUACCAUUUGUUAUGCCUGACGAUAUCACUGAAGAUCUAUUCAGCCAAAUGACAGAUCCUUACUUUCUCUGGAUUGUGGGAUUGGUGUCGAUAUUCCUCUGUUACGCAAACUUGGUCCUCUUCCUCCGCCGAUUUCGCCUGUUUGGUAUUUACGUCACCAUGUUUCUAGAGGUCACCCAGACGGUGCUCAAGGUGCUGAUGGUCUUCUUUGUCUUCAUUUUUGGGUUUGCCAUUGUAUUCUUCAUCCUCUUUAAGGAGCAGGAUUCAUUUAGCGAUCUCGGGAGAUCUUUUCUCAAGGUGUCAGUGAUGAUGAUUGGGGAGCUAGAAUUCGAUGAUACAUUCAUUAAAACCAUUAGCAAGAAUGCUACGUCGCGAUCGACUACCGCACCACAGAAUCCGUUUCCUGAAGCUGCGUUUGUCUUCAUCACUUUUUUCCUGCUUCUUAUGGCGAUCAUACUGAUGAACCUUCUGGUUGGUCUUGCUGUGGGAGACAUUGACUCCAUACAACAGAAUGCUACGCUAAAGAGGUUGGCCAUGCAAGUCGAAUUUGUAGCAGAGAUUGAAGAAGGCUACCCAAGAUUCAUCACGCGGCGGGUGUACCACCCAUCACUGGUUCUCAAACCAAAUCGCCCGACUCGAUGGAAAAGGUUGAUGGCUUUUCUUGGAAUGCAGAAGUUCUCGAAGCAGGACUUUGGACUACCUGCUAAUGAAAUCGAUUCAGAUUUAUCAGAGUACACCGAGGUCAGAAAGCAACUCGACAAGACUAAAAAACGCGUCAAGACGCUGGUUAAUGUGAUCGAGGCUCAGAAUACACUGUUACGAAGAUUGGCCAGAAAAAUUGAUCCCGAGGCCGAAAUGGACGCGCGAAGUCUGGACCAGAUUUCUCCCAGUAUGGCUGAGGACCAGGUAACUUUGGCUCCAGACUUCUUUGAUGGGCAACCGCCGGAAGACACGGCCCAGGAAACUAAACCACAUAUAACAGUCUACUUUCUCACAAUGACUUCUACGACAGCGAGAGCGAAAGGACCAAGAUCGAACAAUUACAAAGAUUCGCCGCUGCUGAGUCGAACAAGUACAGCCGCAAGCAAAGUCGACUUGAUGGAUUCCAGCAUUGAACUAGCUUCGUUAAAGUUUGUGGGUUUGUCAACUCGGUCACAACAGAUCCAUGAAAUCAUACAGGAUGGAAUCGUGAGUGAAUUGAGAGAUUAUCUCCUGGAUAAUAACAACGUGAAGAUAAUCAACAAUCUUGACGAAGAAGGCGUUUCUCUGCUACAUUUAGCGGCACGAUGGAAUCGAGUGGAGAUGACUCAAAUAUUGAUCGAUCAUGGCGCUCGAGUCAAUAUUCGAUUGAAGGAUGGUUCGACCCCACUUCACGUCGCAGCGAGGUUUAACUGCCCCGCAGUUGCCGAAGUUCUUCUCAAAUCAGGUGCCAAGCCAUCUCUUGUCGACGCAUUAAACAACACCGCCCUACACCAUGCUGUGCGAAGACGUAACAAGGACAUGGUAGAUCUGUUGGUGCGUGACACAGAUAUCGACGUCAAUGCUAAGACACAGGUUGGAAUGACGGCUCUGCAUCUCGUGUGCAUGAACGGCGAUCUUGAAAUAUGUCGCACCUUACUGCGACAUGAUGCAGACAUCCGAGCGAAGACCGCAGAUGAUAGCACACCCUUGCACACGGCUAUAUUCAACUGUAACACCCACCUAGCAGAACUGCUUAUUAAACAAGCCACCUCCCAACUCAUCAAUGUAGAAGAAUACGUGAACGAACCAGACUCUGACCAGGAUCGCGCUCUGCACUUGGCCGCGGAGACUGGAAACGUAACAUCGGUUGAGCUAUGUCUUGAGCACGGCGCCCACGUGAACACACAAAGGGCCACUUUGACGACUCCACUUCACAUAGCAUCCAUGAAGGGUGACCUAGAAAUAGUUGAAAUUUUGUGCAGGAAAGGAGCUGAAUUGCACAUGAAAGACAACGAGAAACAGACGCCAUUACACAGAGCAGCCAGUGACAAUCGUCUCGCAGUCAUCAAAGCUCUUCUUAGUUUGGGCGCGCAAAUUGACAUCAAAGCCAGUGGCAAUUGCACACCUUUCCUUAUGGCAGUAGCCGCUGGCAGCGCGGAAAGUGCGCAACUACUUCGUGAAUCAGGAGCUGAUGUCCACGCGAGCACAUCGGACAUAAAAAACUGCUUACACCUGGCUGUCGACAAUGGACACUUGGAAAUGCUUCAACUUCUCUUGGAGGAUAAAAAAACUUCAGAAAACCUCUACAAGUCCGACGCGCGUGAAAGGGUGCCUUUACAUAAUGCUGCUACCUCGCCCAAUAUUAAGAUUCUAGAACUCCUAUUAACCAAGUAUUCGCGAGGUUCCUUUCAAGACCAAGCCCAACAGACACCACUGCAUCUCGCAGCUCAGUGUGCUCGGUACACCCACGUGGAAGCCUUGGGAAAAGCGAUGUCUGGUAUCAAUGAGAGAGAUGAUCAUGGCAUGACACCCAUUCACCUGGCAGCGAUGAAAGGAAACAGGAAGGCAUGCCAGGUCCUUACUCGCCUUGGUGCUGACGUCAACGCUAGAGACAACGAUCGUUGGACACCGCUAAUGUGGGCCGCAAGAUCAGGCUGUGAUAAGACUUCCCAGGAGCUCCUGAAUAAACAAGCUUCUCUCGAUCACGCGAACAACAUCGGUAAUACCCCAUUACAUAUUGCAUCGUCUUAUGGAAAUGUCAGAGUGGUGGAACUGUUGCUAAAUUCUGGCGCCAAUGUGUGCAUACAAAACAAUCAGGGACAGACUUGCUUGGAUGUGGCGGUGCAGUCGGGCGCAGGGGAUGUGGCGUUGGCCAUUGCUAAACACAAAAGAUGGCCAGAAAUUCUGGAAUGUCGAAAUGUAAAUCACGAGCCACCAAUGAAAAUAUUAAUAGAGUAUUUUCCUGAAGCCGCUUAUCUUGUGAUGGAUCACUGCAUCAAACGUUCGUCUCACAUUCAAACAGAUCCCAACUACACCGAAUGGUACGAUUUCCAUCUUCUGGACCCAGGUCCUGAUGACGAGACAAACCUCGCAGGAAACCGCUUCUUUGGGCCCACAACAAUGGUGAAAUUCAAUCGCGAAGGUCUCCUCUUACAUCCCUUGACACAGAAGCUCUUAGAUGUCAAAUGGGCUUCAUUUGGGCGAUACAUAUACUACUUCAAUCUCCUGACCUACUUAAUUUUCUUGAUUACGUACACCAUAUUUAUAGUCACGGAGAGAAAUGUUCAAGAUUUCAAUCCGACUAAAUCAGAGAAUGAGACCGACAAGCGUGUUAAAGUCACGGAGAUUUUCAUCAGGUCCACCGUGUUUAACGGAGCUGUGUUAUACGUCGCCUUGGUCUUCGCCUUUGCCCACAUCCUAAAAGAAAUAUUUCAGCUCUUUGUUCAACGGAGACGAUACUUCCGCGAUCCCUCUAACGUCACUGAAUGGGCUCUGUACGUGACAACACUCUGUUUUAUGAUGCCUUAUAUGCUAACAACCAAACAGCUGGAAGAAGUAUUUGGCAGCCUGAAAAAUCCGCGAAAUUUGUGGAUCUUUGGAAUUGUCUCCAUCUUCUUGUGCUAUGUGAAUGCGAUUCUGUUCUUGAGGCGCUUUCAGCCCUUUGGAAUUUACGUAUCCAUGUUCCUUGAGGUCUUCAAAACGGUAGCAAGAGUAUUUUUGGUCUUCUUUAUUUUCAUCAUCGCAUUUGCCGUUGUGUUCUUCGUCCUUUUCAAAGAACAGGAAGCGUUUAGAAACGUUGGUCGGUCGAUUGUCAAAGUGUCCGUUAUGAUGGUUGGGGAGUUUGAGUACCUCACGUCUUUUAUCGAAAGCAUCGGCAGCAAUAAUGAACGCACAGGGAACCCUCUGAAUCCAUUUCCGGAGAUUGCGCUCACCUUCAUCUUCGUGUUUCUCCUUCUAAUGUCGAUUAUUCUUAUGAAUCUUCUGGUUGGCUUAGCUGUGGGUGACAUCGAAUCCGUACAAAGAACAGCCACUCUUCAGCGAAUGGCAAUGCAGGUUUCAUUUGUGGCCGAAGUUGAGAACAAGUACCCGAGAUUCAUCACGCGCAAAAUUUAUAACCCGUCACUUGAGUUAAAACCGAACGCCUACAAAGGCAAACUCAGCAAAUUCCAUGCUUGGCUAGCAGGGCAAGCUAAAUUUCUCGAAGACGAAACUUCCUUAACCCCUUGUGAGGAAAUGAAAGAGUCCACCAUCUACGACAUUCAACAGCAAGUGAACAAGACCAAGAAGCGAGUCAAGACUCUGGUAAGGACGAUGGAACUUCAGAACCGCUUGUUAGUCAUGAUGGCGAGAAAAAUGAAUCUCGGCGUAGAGGCAGAUGAAUUGGACACCGGAGAGUGGGUUCCUGAGGCUCAACCUGGGCCAGCUUAUGGA